Aureobasidium pullulans EXF-150 is the source of this 270-nucleotide messenger RNA. RefSeq lists its product as uncharacterized. The coding region runs from base 1 to 270 and encodes 89 amino acids. The record is from RefSeq and is a predicted model, not a curated record. The transcript is spliced from 2 exons. Lineage: Eukaryota; Fungi; Ascomycota; Dothideomycetes; Dothideales; Saccotheciaceae.
AUGCCUUCAGACAACAACAUCCUCGGCCUUCGCGCCCAGAUCCUUGACAACUUUGCCGUCACUAUGCCCACCGAACUCAAGCCCAAGAUCGUUAUGGCUCACAACGACAAUGCUUGGUGGGUCAUCAUCUACGGCAAUGAUGACAAGCCCAUCUGGAAGACCAACAAGGGCACCGAUACCCCUGAGCUGGCUUUACGCAAGAUGCUGCAGUCUUCGAGCGAUCUAGUGUUUGGAAAGUUCAAGAGUGGUGGAUUUGCUCUGGAGGGCUAA